Molecule: messenger RNA, 599 nt
Organism: Eurypyga helias (sunbittern)
Lineage: Eukaryota; Metazoa; Chordata; Aves; Eurypygiformes; Eurypygidae
Product: estrogen receptor-like
Exons: 4
Biological process (GO): regulation of DNA-templated transcription
Molecular function (GO): sequence-specific DNA binding; zinc ion binding; DNA-binding transcription factor activity
Source: RefSeq, a predicted model, not a curated record
AUGACGAGGCACAAUGAUUACAUGUGUCCUGCUACUAACCAGUGCACCAUCGACAAGAACAGAAGAAAGAGUUGCCAGGCUUGCCGACUAAGAAAAUGCUAUGAAGUGGGAAUGAUGAAAGGUGGAAUCCGGAAAGACCGCAGAGGUGGGCGAAUGAUGAAACAAAAACGUCAAAGAGAGGAGCAAGAUUCCAGGGGGAACGGGGAAGCUUCUACAGAGCUGCGAGCUCCCACCCUUUGGACGAGUCCACUGGUGGUUAAACAUAACAAGAAGAACAGUCCGGCCCUGUCCCUGACGGCAGAACAGAUGGUCAGUGCCUUGCUGGAAGCUGAGCCACCCAUAGUUUAUUCUGAAUAUGACCCAAAUAGGCCGUUCAACGAAGCCUCUAUGAUGACCCUGUUGACCAACCUUGCAGACAGAGAAUUAGUGCACAUGAUCAACUGGGCAAAGAGAGUUCCAGGAUUUGUGGAUUUAACACUCCAUGAUCAGGUCCAUCUACUGGAAUGUGCCUGGUUAGAGAUACUGAUGAUUGGCUUAGUCUGGCGCUCCAUGGAACACCCAGGAAAGCUUUUAUUUGCACCUAACCUAUUACUGGACAG